AUAUUAUUGUCAUCGAAUGCUCAUUUGGAAAAACUGUGACUGGAGAUGUAAAGACGUUAGGUAAAUGUAGGAUGCCAUACAAGACCUUGCUGCAUAAAGCUCAUCAAAAAUGGGGUGCGACCGAAAUGUCUCUACUUGUUGAAGGACUUUAUAAG
Messenger RNA from Funneliformis caledonium, 155 nucleotides. NCBI's taxonomy places the organism in Eukaryota, Fungi, Glomeromycota, Glomeromycetes, Glomerales, Glomeraceae. The record is from the annotation of a GenBank genome assembly.